This is a messenger RNA of Ostertagia ostertagi, 1077 nucleotides long. NCBI's taxonomy places the organism in Eukaryota, Metazoa, Nematoda, Chromadorea, Rhabditida, Trichostrongylidae. The record is from the annotation of a GenBank genome assembly.
AUGUCCGAAAAGAGCAUGUCAAGUAUUGGCGCCCGCAGAUCCUGCUUCUUGUUUCAAGGCCUUCUUUCGUGCCCACUGAUGGAUUUUGUCAAUGAUCUCAAGAAGUCUGGGCUUUAUGUUAUCGGACAUGUGCGGAAGGGCGAGCUAGAUUCAACGCAGGCUGUUGAUCCACUUCAGCAAGUGUUUCCAUAUUGGUUGUCUCUGGUGGAUUAUCUGAAACUAAAAGCUUUUGUCGAGCUCACGCUUUCCAACAGCAUUCGAGAAGCUUAUGCGACUAUCUGGAUUGGGCGCGAUGAAGCCGAACACAGUAGUGUUAGGAUUCCACGAGGCUACACCCAUAGAUGUGACCUGCAGGAGUCUCAACUUCUAAAGGAUUUGCGUUAUUCAAAGAUUGAUCGUGCUGCGGUGGUCGAGUACUUCACUGCGGGCGAUUUCAUGCCUAAGGAAUUGAAUGGCAAUAUGGAACGGCUGUCAUCGUCAGAAUAUGUUAAUGUUUUGAAAGAUGUGCUGCACAUGACAAAAAGUUUAUGCGUCGCAAGGCACUUUCAUAAAAUGGAUAAGAUAUCUAAUGUGCACAUUCUACUGAUGGUUGGAAUCACUUUCUCAAAAUUGGAACCAGAACGAUACAUGACGUGUGCGUCGACUCAGAGGCCCGUUGAAACAGGGCUGGGUUGGGACAACAGUUCCUUGUUUUUGCUACAGUUAGCGUGUAUCCUUUCAAUGUCAUCACGGUGGCGGUCUCACGCACGCCUUCGAGUGUUUAUAUGCGUCAACAGUUUGCAGGAUAUGCAUCGUCGAGAUCGGCAGCUGAAACAAAUGCUGGACACUUUGCGUAUCAAAGCAGAAUCAAUUGUUGUGCCGUGGGAUCAUGUAGUUUGUCAUUUUCCACAACAAAACGGACCUGCAAUAACAACCCAACGGCCCACGGUUGAGCUACCAGCAUCAUACCUUACCGCAUUCAACGACAUGAUCAAGCGCUACAGCGAGGAGGCGGCAAUAACACUUUUGAAUCUCCCAUUGACUCCGGAUGAGUGUGGAUUCAAUGCUGCAGGUACUGGAUCAAAUUCGCCGUGUUAA